Molecule: messenger RNA, 1137 nt
Organism: Erythranthe guttata (spotted monkey flower)
Lineage: Eukaryota; Viridiplantae; Streptophyta; Magnoliopsida; Lamiales; Phrymaceae
Source: RefSeq, a predicted model, not a curated record
AUUAAAUAACAUAAUUUAAUGAUUUUAUUAAAUAAAAAAUAUUUAAUUGCAGAUGCAUUCAAGCUGAGCGUGGAGUUCGGGAAAACGUACCUGAUAAGAAUGGUGAACGCCGUUAUGAACAACAUCAUGUUCUUCAGGAUCGCCAACCACAGCAUCACCGUCGUGGGAACCGACGCCGCCUACACGAAGCCGCUCACCAGCGACUACAUCACGAUCUCCCCCGGUCAAACCAUUGACUUUCUUCUGACCGCCGACCAGCCCCCCAGCCACUACUACAUGGCCUCUAGGGUUUACGCCAGCGCCGGAUUCUUCGACAACACCACCACCACCGGAAUGCUCGUGUACGCCGGGAACUACACCGCGCCGCCGUCGCCGGCUCUCCCCACCCUCCCCCAAUUCAACGACACGACGUCGUCGGUCAAUUUCACCAACCGCCUCCGGAGCCUCGCGAACACAAAGUACCCAAUCGACGUGCCGUUAAACAUAACGGAGACGCUGUACUUCACGCUCUCGAUCAACCUCCGGCCCUGCCCGAACGACACCGUUUGCGACGGCCCGCGCCAGGAGAGGUUUCUGGCGAGCGUGAACAACGUGACCAUGGUGCUCCCGAAAACCGCGAUUCUCCAGGCGUAUUACAGCGGAAUGGGCGCCGGAGUUUACGAGACCGAUUUCCCCGAUAAUCCCCCUUUCCGAUUUAAUUACACACAGCAGUUUGUGCCCAUAGAUCUGUGGCGGCCGGAGAAUGGGACGGCGGUUAAUGUGCUCAAGUACAAUUCGAAUGUGGAGCUUGUUUUUCAGGGUACGAAUACGGUUGGGGGUAUAGAUCACCCGAUGCACUUACACGGGUACAGCUUCUACGUUGUCGGGUCGGGUUUGGGUAACUUCAACAGAAGAAGGGACCCACUAAAUUACAACCUUGUGGACCCACCUCUCAUGGAAACUAUUGCUGUCCCCGUAAAUGGAUGGACUGCUAUCAGAUUCAAGGCCAAUAAUCCAGGUUUUUUUUGGGUUUGGUUUAUGCAUUGCCAUUUCGAGAGGCACGUGAGCUGGGGAAUGGGAAUGGUGUUCAUAGUUAAAAACGGGAAAAGGCCGGAGGAGCGGUUGCUGCCACCACCGUCCGAUUUGCCACGGUGUUAA